CCUCCAGCGGUGCUGCUGUCUGUGCUGGGAGCUGGGUGGGGAGCCCUGGGCAGUCUGGCUGGUGUUUCCCCAGCUGUGAAAUAGGGAGAUGCUGCUGUCGUUUUCGUGCAGCUCCAGGGUGCUGUUGCCCUGCAGAGGAGGCGGAGGAGGGUGUUCGCUGGUGUUGAGGCGGUAGUGGGAGAGGCACGUGGGUUUGACGGGCUGUGUGUUGAGCAGCGCGGCACAAGGAAAUGUGAUGGCCUUGGUUUCCCUUGGGCUCACACUUUCGUUUUCCAGCUCCAGAUGGAAUAGUAGGUCUUCCUUCCCCUCAGACUGAUGAUCCACACAGUAAUGGUCUCAAAGUAACAUCCUUUGUCUGGCUGAGAGUGGCUGUUUGAUCAACAGUAGGUGAAGGUAGUUCUCAUGGACUUGUGAUGAGGAGGGUAAGGUGUACCUAUGUUAAUGUCAGGCCACAUCCCUCUCCAAGCCGGGUGACAUAUUUUAUACUUACAGUGGAUGUUUACACGUAUGCUUUGCUAGAUCCUAUCAAUGAAUAGUAACUGGGUGGGAACGUCUUGCCUGCCUUCACAAACCUGCCAACAGCCACCUAACAACUGCAUUGCGCCGAGGUCUCUAGUGCAACCAUCCAUUGUAUAAACAUGAGAAAUGCCAGGAUUAUCUUCCUUGGUCGUGAUAAUUUUAUUACCUGUUGGUGUUUGAUGGGGCGACGAAUUCACUUUGUGGUUGACCCUCAGGGUUGGUGCUGCAUGGGCUUAAUUAUCUUCGUCUGGCUGUACAAUACAAUCUUCAUUCCAAAGGUCAUCCUUUUUCCUCAUUAUGAAGAGGGAAAUAUUUCAGUUGUGGCAGUUUUGUGUUAUUACUUCUGCUCAUUGUUUUGCAUAGCUUCAUUAUUUAGAGCCUCAGUAGCAGAUCCAGGAAAACUGCCUGAAAAUCCAAAGAUACCAAUUACAGAACGAGAACGUUGGGAAUUAUGCUACAAAUGCAAUAUGAUGAGACCAAAGCGUUCACACCACUGCAGUCGCUGUGGACAUUGUGUGAGGAGGAUGGAUCACCACUGUCCAUGGAUUAAUAAUUGUGUUGGUGAAGACAAUCACUGGCUGUUUUUACAACUGUGUUUCUACACCCAGAUCCUUAGUUCCUAUACGCUGAUACUUGACUUCUGCCAUUACUACUACUUUUUGCCUCUGAAAAAAGAAAACUGGGAUGUGUUUGUAUUUAGACAUGAACUUGCUCUCCUAAGAAUAUCUGCCUUCAUGGGUCUAAUAAUAUUAGGUGGAAUAAGUCGACUCUUUUACACUCAGCUGAUGGGUAUUUUCACCGACACUACAAGUAUAGAAAAAAUGUCAAACUGUUGUGAAGACAUAUCGAGGCCCCGAAAGCCAUGGCAGCAGACCUUCUCAGAAGUUUUUGGCACUCACUGGAAGAUCCUGUGGUUUAUUCCUUUCAGGCAGAGGCAACCACUGCGAGUUCCCUACCACUUUGCCAAUCAUGUCUAAACAGAUGGAUGUUGGGUGCAGAUGGGUCUUCCAUGCUGGAAGUACAUUACAGGUUUUAUGGUAAUGGGACUAUGACAGUCUUUAAGUCAAUUAAAAUCCAGUCGUAGGCAUCACAGUGUGCCCUGGGCAUUAUUUUAGCUAUGGUCUUGAUCCUGUUCUGAAAUUAACGCAAGUAAAACAGUCAACUUCAGGCUUAUGUACUUUCAAAUUGGCUUUCCAAAGAGAUUCCUUUUGUCUUUGAGGUUAAUACCAAAAGCAGACAACUGGAAUGUAGUCUUCAUCCUGUUUGAUACUGGUUCUUUUUUUUUUUUUCUUUUUUAAAAAUUUCUUUCUUUUCUUUCUUUUUUAUAUUUUGUGUGGGAAGCACUGACGUUUACACUGAUGAUUAGAUUUCUCACUAAGUGGCCUAUUCUGCCUUGAAUUUUUUUUAGGUUUUUAUCAGUGGGUCUGUCUGGAUAAUAAUAAUAAUAAUGUGGUUUUUUUCCUGCUACAUAUGUUUAAAAUUCCAUGAUUCUGCCAGUUGUUUAUGAUAUGCAAAAGUAAUCCUGCAGCACUGCACUAUAAAAGGUAACAUUUAAAGCUGAAGCAGAGUACUUCCUAAACGUUUCUCAGAGAGGUUUUAUAAAGACACAAAAAUGUGUGUAUUUACAUAGAGAAGAAUUUGCAGUUUACAGUUGUCUUUCGGCCUGGAUAUGAUGUUAGUGAAAAGUGUUCAUGUCUUUAUGUCAGUGAGAGGGAUUAAAUAUUUCAGGGUAAACUAUGCAGAUACAGAGCACGUUUUCCCUAAAUCCCAAGGAUUCGAAUCAGCAAUAAUCAACAAAGAAGUUGCAUGGUGCAAAUACUAGAAUGAUUACUUUUGAGAAAUAAAGAUGUAAUUAGUUAGCAUAAUGUACUAUAAAGAAGAGUAUAUUGUGAAUAAAGUUAAAAAUUUUAUAUUUACUUUUCUUUAGUCUUGAUUAACAGGAAUUGGUCUAAGUGUUUGUAUAUUGAAAAUAAAAGUAAUUAAAAUAUUUAUACAUAAAUAUAGAUUUGCUACUAACAUGAACAGUGAAGUAUAUUAACACAUUUAAUAGGGUACUAUGUUGAUGUAGAUAGCUUGUUGUUCAUUUAAGUAUGGAAGUAGUUAACCAAAGAAGGCAUCUUUCAGAUCUGGUAAAAUGAUAGCUAUUUCCAAAGUACGAGCUCGGUCUUCUUGUAUCUGGAAAAAUUAUGUACUUACUUUAGCAAUCUGUAUCUAUACAAAUAUUAACUUCAGAUGAUUAUGAAAAUUUCUGUGAAUUUCUAGGAGAAAUUCACAGCUCAGUGUUUCCAGUUAUGCUGCUUACUGUGUUUGAUACAUACUCUAACAGGGCUAGGAUCCACCUUAGAUAGCAGCCAUGCAGCAGGACACAAUUAAAGACACGAAUUUAGGAUUUAAUAUAUGUAUAUUGUGCAGAAAGUAAGUUUAUUUAUGAACUUCAUUUGUGUAAGCUUAUUUGAGUUACUUCAAAAAGAGAAAGGUAAGGUGUUCACAAAAAAUUUCUAGGUGAACUCUUUUAAAGUCUUAGUACAGUUACUGCCAAUGUUAGGUGUCCCUUUAGUAGAUUGACAGAUUUUGAUGAUCAAUUGAAAGUUCCAAAAAGUGCAUCUUAAAAAUUGCUUGAACUUUAAACUUUUGUAAAUGUAUAGCAUUUCAUCCAACUUUACUUUUUCUGUCCCUUUUAAAAUAGAUGCAAUGUUUUAUUAAUUUAAAUUUCAAGCCUAAUGUUCAGCCAUUUUCCUUUUAUUUUCCUUGUGCCAAUUGUAGUGAGGUUAGACUUUCUUUCAAGUGGUAUUGGCAUAUCGGCAGCAAUAUUUAAACAAAAAGAAGUUUGAGGAAAUGGGUGAAAAGACUGCAGAAGUGCUUGAAAUUGAAAGGAGUGUGGAUAUACAUAAUAAAGUAAUAGCUCUAUUAUUUUCUUCCCUCCCUCCCCCACUAUUUAAUCUAUAUUUUAGGAAUAUACAGGCAAAUAAUAUUUAAUUUUCCAUGCCAAUAUUUAAAUGUUCAGUGAGCAAAAGUUUUUAAUGCUAAUCAGAUACCAGAGCAAAUUGUACAGUUCCGAACCUUAUUCAGAAAGAGAACCAGGAAUUUAACUAAUUUUGGUAUGUUUAUUGUGGGACAUGUAACUGUGUGUUCUGCUUCUUGGUAUUACAGUAAUUUCACGAUUACAAGCCUCACCGUUUUGACUAAAAUUUUGCUCCCACCUCAGAAACGCGGCUUA
This is a messenger RNA of Catharus ustulatus (Swainson's thrush), 3736 nucleotides long. RefSeq names its product zinc finger DHHC-type palmitoyltransferase 21 (gene ZDHHC21). The coding region runs from base 639 to 1496 and encodes 285 amino acids. Gene Ontology annotation, biological process: protein targeting to membrane; peptidyl-L-cysteine S-palmitoylation. The record is from RefSeq and is a predicted model, not a curated record. Gene Ontology annotation, molecular function: protein-cysteine S-palmitoyltransferase activity. Gene Ontology annotation, cellular component: endoplasmic reticulum; Golgi apparatus. NCBI's taxonomy places the organism in Eukaryota, Metazoa, Chordata, Aves, Passeriformes, Turdidae. The transcript is spliced from 8 exons.